UCAUUCUCAUAACCAUCACAAACACAAGUUCAAACAUCUUUAAAAACAUCAAAAGAAAAACCGUACAUAGUACUUUGUUCUGUUCUUUUUAUUUUCAUAACCAAUACAGAUCAAUGGCAUCUGAACAAUUAUCUCGCAGAGAAAACAUCACAACCGAGAGAAAGAUUCAAAACGCGGAAGACAAUGUCCCUCAAAGGACAACCCACUUCGAGCUUAGAGAGACCCACGAACUUGGACCAAACUUUCAGUCUCUCCCUCGCAACGAGAAUCAAGCUUACCUUGACCGUGGUGCACGUGUUCCUUUGAGUGCAAAUGUAUCAGAAAGUUACCUUGAUCGUGCACGUGUUCCUUUGAAUGCAAAUGUACCAGAACACAGAGUUAGAGAAAAACAAGAUUUUGGUGGUGUUCGUGAUAUGGGCAAGUUUCAAAUGGAGUCCAAAGGAGGGAAUAAGAGUUUGGCAGAAGAUAGAGAAACUCUCGAUACACGAUCUAGAAUGGUUACUGGAACACCUCACAUUAAAGAAGCAUUGGGAAAAGGACAAGUUGUGGAGGAAAGAGAGAGAGCAAGAGAAAGAGCAAUGGAAGAAGAAGAGAAAAGGUUAACAAUGGAAGAGAUAUCCAAGUAUAGAAACCAAGCUCAACAAAGUGCAUUGGAAGCACUUUCAGCGGCACAAGAGAAAUACGAAAGAGCCAAACAAGCAACAAAUGAAACACUACGCAACACGACACAGGCUGCACAAGAGACAGGAGAAGCAGCACAAGCGAAAGAUGCAACUGUUGAGAAAACGCAACAAGGUUAUGAAGUGACAGGAGACACAGUUUCAAAUGCUGCAAGAACUGCUUCUGAGAAAGCAGCACAGGCUAAAAAUACAACUCUUGGAAAGACACAACAAGGUUAUGAGGCAACAAGAGACACAGUUUCAAAUGCUGCAAGAACUGCGGCGGAGUAUGCUACUCCUGCUGCGGAGAAAGCCAGGUGUGUGGCUGUUCAGGCGAAAGAUGUUACUCUGGAAACAGGUAAGACAGCGGCGGAGAAAGCCAAGUGUGCCGCGGAAAUUGCUGCCAAAGUGGCGGUUGAUUUGAAGGAGAAGGCCACUGUGGCAGGGUGGACUGCGUCGCAUUAUGCCACACAGUUGACAGUGGAUGGAACUAGGGCUGCUGCGAAUGCUGUUGAAGGAGCGGUUGGGUAUGUUGCACCUAAAGCUUCUGAGCUUGCGGCGAAAUCGGUGGAAACUGUUAAGGGUUUGGCUGCUUCUGCUGGUGAAACUGCUAAGGAGUUUACUGCUAGGAAGAAAGAAGAAUCAUGGCGGGAAUAUGAGGCUAAAAGGGCUUCUCAACUUCAGGAAGGUGAAGAAAUCUUGCCAUCUACCGGAGGUAUCGGAAAAGUGUUACCCAGUGGAGAAAGAACUCAAGCACAAGGAACCAAUCUUCAAGAGAAGGUACAAGGAAAAGGAAGUGAUAUAUUAGGAGCUGUGACUGAAACUGUGAGUGACAUUGGAAGUAGCAUGAUUAAACCAAUAGAUAAUGCUAAUACUAAAGUUAAGGAACAUGGUGGCACUACUAUUACACCAAAAGGACAAGAUGCUGGUGGUGUUUUGGAUGCUAUUGGUGAAACUAUAGCUGAGAUUGCACAUACAACUAAAGUCAUUGUUGUUGGUGAAGAUGAUGAAGUAGAAAAGUCAAUGCAGAAGAAUAUUGGGUCAGAUUCUCACUCUCUUGAUCGUGCCAAGCAUGAAGGAUAUAGAGCACCAAAGAAUAAUGUUUCUUAAUUCCAAAGUUUGAAGACAAUGAAUGUGUUUGUUUGAUGCAGAAGUUUAGUAAUAUGUUAAUCUUAAUUAGCUGUCAGUGAAGAAGUUCAAUGUUUUGUGGUUGUGUUUUAUGGAGUUGUGUGAAUAAAUUGCAAUCUCAUUCUUGAGAUUGUCAAUAAUAGCAAAUAUAUCUUAUGCUUAUGUCUUUUGUAAGUCAAUGUUGUAAUGUAAUAAUAUAUACUUUUAUUUAA
This is a messenger RNA of Lathyrus oleraceus (garden pea), 1999 nucleotides long. Its product is annotated as seed biotin-containing protein SBP65-like. Gene Ontology annotation, cellular component: cytosol. The record is from RefSeq and is a predicted model, not a curated record. The transcript is spliced from 2 exons. NCBI's taxonomy places the organism in Eukaryota, Viridiplantae, Streptophyta, Magnoliopsida, Fabales, Fabaceae. The coding region runs from base 114 to 1769 and encodes 551 amino acids. Gene Ontology annotation, biological process: cold acclimation.